Messenger RNA from Nicotiana tabacum (common tobacco), 1374 nucleotides. RefSeq names its product putative phytol kinase 1, chloroplastic. Gene Ontology annotation, molecular function: phytol kinase activity. The record is from RefSeq and is a predicted model, not a curated record. NCBI's taxonomy places the organism in Eukaryota, Viridiplantae, Streptophyta, Magnoliopsida, Solanales, Solanaceae. Gene Ontology annotation, cellular component: chloroplast. Gene Ontology annotation, biological process: vitamin E biosynthetic process.
AAUGAGCAGAGUUUUAACUAUCGCCGCCGCCGCCGCCGCGGUGGUUCGGUUCACCCACUACCCCAACUCUGUCCUUCCACGUCACGUACGCCUCUCGAAUCUGCCUUCCUCUCUCACUGUAACAACCCACGCUCUGACAUUUCGCGGACGAUUCUUCUCGCCGUACAGUUCCCGAGCUGUUCCCGGUCCUGCCGACGCCGGUUUAACAGGUGGUUUUGAUGCUAUAAUUGGAGAUGGUGGCUCAAUGCUACAGGAUGCGGGAGCCACGGCUUUCGUCAUCGCCGGUGCUUACGCCCUUGUUUCCACUUUCGAUUUCUUAUCCGAGCGCAAGCUCAUUGAACAGAAUUUAAGCCGAAAGCUGGUCCACAUAUUGUCUGGUCUGCUUUUUAUGGCUUCCUGGCCAAUUUUCAGUGCAUCAAGAUGGGCACGCUACUUUGCUUCUGUGGUUCCACUUACAAACUGUUUGAGACUUGUCAUUAAUGGCCUUUCUUUGGCUACCGAUGAGGGACUUCUAAAAUCUGUUACUCGGGAAGGAAAGCCAGAAGAAUUGCUUAGAGGGCCUCUAUAUUAUGUUCUAGUGUUAAUUUUGAGUGCACUUCUCUUUUGGCGUGAGUCACCGGUUGGAGUAAUUUCGUUAGCAAUGAUGUGUGGUGGGGAUGGAAUUGCUGAUAUUGUUGGAAGAAGGUUUGGGUCCAUAAAAAUCCCUUAUAAUAAACAGAAAAGUUUGGCUGGUAGCCUCUCCAUGUUUGUUCUCGGUUUCCUGGUGUCCAUUGGGAUGCUCUAUUACUUCUCGGCCUUGGGAUAUCUUCAUUUGGACUGGGUUUCAACUGUAGAAAGAGUAGCUGUGGUGUCAUUUAUAGCAACAAUGGUGGAGUCUCUCCCUAUUACUCCAACGGUAGACGAUAACAUUUCUGUUCCUUUGGUAAGCAUGGUUGUAGCAUCGUUGGCUUUUGAUUUAUUAGCUUAGAAUGCCCUCAUCUUCACAGCAUUAUGCUGUCCUGAUAAAAUUGCAUUGUAAAGUGAUGAUUCCUGCUUUAUCUUCUUGUGGUGCCCUUAUCUGUAUCCUCAAGUGGUUCCUUGAUGCCCAAACAUGUCAACUCAUUGUGUUCUCAAUGUCACCUCCUCCCCCACCUCUCUUUUUCCCUCAUCGAUACUGGUCACUUAAUGGAUCAAUCAAGAACCACAUUAUCAAUCUAUGGAUGAAUGCCAUGGGAAGUCUUCUUUUGUAGCUAAUGGUUCGUAUUUCAUUAAAGCAAUUUAUUGUUUAGCAUACUAUCCACCAUCAUCUUUUAUGUUGGAAUUAGAUCUAGAAAGACAUUUAUGUUGUAUCUAUUGAACUAUAACUUGUGUAAUGUUGAGCUCUGUUUCUAUCUA